GUCGCUUUACUCAUCAAUAUCCAUUGCACUCUCAUCCUUUGGCUCUUCAGUAGCUUCUUCUCCUUUCUGCUGCUGCUCUUGGCUGAUCUGCUGUUGCUGUUGCUGUUGCUGUCGUUGUUGUGCUCGAGCCUCCCUCUUCAUUUGCCUUUUGGUCUUUGGUUCUUGUGCCUCCGCACCAUCACCGGAUUGACGUCGGGAUGGCCACGCCUGGCGACAUCUCUUUUCAUCUUCUUCAGACCAGGCACGAGGCAGAACCGCAAACACGAGAUACGAUGUAUGUGUUUUGAUCUCUGGUUCUGUGCGGUGGACCAGGCGGCCCUGCUCGUACGAUGGGAUCUGUGA
Molecule: messenger RNA, 342 nt
Organism: Rasamsonia emersonii CBS 393.64
Lineage: Eukaryota; Fungi; Ascomycota; Eurotiomycetes; Eurotiales; Trichocomaceae
Exons: 1
Source: RefSeq, a predicted model, not a curated record